GCAACUAACGACGAAGAUCACUGUAUGAAAUAAAAAACAAAAAAGAAGUUAUAAACUGUAUAAAAUGGCAGGACAUUCAUUAAAUAUUACUCUAACAGUCGUUUUAACAGUUUUAGCCGCUAUAUCAAUUAUACUAGUUACUAUUUAUCUCAUUAAAUACGAUGCACCCCCUAUGUUACAAACUUCUAUUAUCGUUGCACCAGCAGAAGAUGAAGAAUUCUACGUUGAAGAUCUCGAUGAUACUGGUGGGGACAUCGACUCCGUAAGGAAAUCAGUAGCGGUUAAUCAUAGAAACACAUACAACCUUCGUCCAUUAUCUACCUUCAAAUCUAAUAGGGAAAGCGUCUAUAAAUCUAAACCUGAUUUGUCAAACGUUCGAGCAAGCUGGAUUGAGAUUUGCAAUCCGAAAGUACCACCAAAGCUUAACGAUAAGGCAAAGAACCUGAGAGGUUUGCCAGCUUCACCAAGACCACCUUCAUUUUUCCCUCUCAAUAUCGAUCCUAAUUCACCAGGUUUACCCACUUCAGUUAGACCUAUAGCCGUAUCACCAAUCGUAGAAGAAGAGAGCUCAACGACUUCACAACAUGAUCAGCGUAAUAGCAGCUAUCUUACUGUCUUUGAAGAUGAAGAAUUUGCUAAAAAGAUCAUAGACAGGAAGUCAAGAGUUAUGUCUUACGCUCAAUAUCCACCACAGCAAUCGCGUAUGUCAUUCGUUGCUGGCGAUGAUAGCAAAGUUGUUCUCUAAAAAAGUAAAACAUACCAUUCUCACUUGAUAUUAACUCAAUAUGGAACUUUUAAAGAUUUUUUUUCUACAUUCUUAUUCCCUGAACAAUCAUGUAUUUUACCAAAUUUAUACACAUUUUAGCUGGC
Wallemia mellicola CBS 633.66 is the source of this 870-nucleotide messenger RNA. RefSeq lists its product as hypothetical. The record is from RefSeq and is a predicted model, not a curated record. The transcript has a single exon. NCBI's taxonomy places the organism in Eukaryota, Fungi, Basidiomycota, Wallemiomycetes, Wallemiales, Wallemiaceae. Bases 65 to 745 code for a protein of 226 amino acids.